AUGGUCUAUUUCCCGGGGAUGCAAACUGAGGCGCGCAGCCUCAAACCGGGACAGCUGCUCGAAAUGUUCGACUCGUCUUGGAAGGUGCGGAACAUUUGGGACGGGGUGAAGCUGGAGGUGGUGGAGGACCCCAGUCCGGUGGUCCUGCACAGCUUCACACACCUGGACCCGGACCUGCCGUUGGUCGAGAGCUCGACGCAGGAGAUCGGCGAGGAGGCCGAGGAGGACGCCAUCUUCACCAUCACGCUGAGGAAGGUGCAGCUACACCAGUCGGCCAGUAAGGGGCAGCGAUGGCUGGGCGUGGAGACGGACUCCGCCCUGAGCCUUUACGAGACGUGCAAGGUGCGAACCAUCAAGGCCGGCACGCUGGAGAGGCUGGUGGAGUACAUGGUGUCAGCCUUCAGGGGCAAAGACUCUACCUACGUCACCAUCUUCCUCUGCACCUACCGAUCCUUCGCCUCCACCAAGCAGGUGCUGGAUCUCCUGCUCAACAGGUAUGCCAAGCUUCAAAAUGUGCCUGCUGCUACAGCACACAGAGUCUCCCAGGACGACCGCACAGAGCUGAGAAACACUGUGUCGUCCAUCCUGGGUGCAUGGUUGGACCAGUACUCCGAGGACUUCUGGAGCCCUCCGAACUACGAAUGUCUGCACCAGCUGCUGUCUUACCUUCACCUCCACUUCCUCGGUUCGGACCUGGAGCGCCGCGCCCGCAACCUGCUGGCCCACUUCCACCGGCGACAGCAGUGUGAGCCUGAUCCUGAUGGGGAACACAUCGGUUGCCCUUUUGCCACGCAGGAAGAGAGCGGCUUUGAGGACGAGCUUCCUGCGUUUAGUUUCCUGUCGUUUGACCCCAUCAUGGUGGCCGAGCAGUUCACGCUCAUGGACGCGGAUCUGUUCAAGAAGGUGGUGCCCUACCACUGCCUGGGGGGGAUUUGGUCUCAGCGGGACAAGAAGGGGAAGGAGCACUUGGCUCCCACCAUCCGAGCCACCGUGGCUCAGUUCAACUCCGUCACCAACUGCGUCAUCACCACUUGCCUGAGCAACCCGGCGCUGAAGCCCAACCAGAGAUCCCGGCUGAUCGAGCGGUGGAUCGACGUGGCACGGGAGUGUCGGAUCCUUAAGAACUUCUCCUCGCUGCGGGCCAUCCUCUCGGCCCUGCAGUGCAACGCCAUCCACCGUCUGAAGAGGACAUGGGAGGAAGUGUCUCGGGAAAGUGUCCGAACCUUCCGCGAGCUCUCCGAGAUCUUCUCAGACGACAACAACUACUCUCUGAGCCGAGAGCUGCUGGUGAAGGAGGGCACCUCCAAGUUUGCAACUUUAGAGAUCAACCCCAAGCGAGCUCAGAGGAGACACCAGCAGCAGAGAGACCUGGGCGUGAUGCAGGGCACGAUUCCUUAUCUGGGGACCUUCCUAACAGAUCUGGUGAUGAUGGACACUGCCAUGAAGGAUUACACUGAGGGGGGUCUGAUCAACUUUGAGAAGAGAAGAAAGGAGUUUGAGGUGAUCGCUCAGAUCAAACUGCUCCAGCUGGCCUCUAAUAACUACAGUUUCACUCAGGACGGUCACUUCAGAGAGUGGUUUGCAUGCGUGGAGAAGCUCAGCGAAGCAGAAAGCUACAAUCUGUCCUGUGAGAUCGAGCCUCUGUCCGAGUCGGCCAGCAACACGCUGAGAGCCAAGAAGAACGGAGGAAUCAUGAAGCGCUGGAGCGACCGGCAGCUGUCGGAGGCCGGCUGCAGCGGCGGCGCAGGCUCCCAUUCGAAGUCCUUCGACCACUCGCACUACAGACCGUACCAAGGAGGAGGGGGGGACAGCGGCGACGCCCUCAGCGUCACCUCCGUCAGCUCCAGCGGUUCGGACCUGGAGGACGUGAACGCCAGCUUCCUGUCGGAUUCACCCGAGGGACACGAGAGGAAGACGUCGACUCCUUCAGUGAAGCUCACCGUUUCUGCUCUGAGCAGAGAAGCUCCGGCGGCAGAUACAACCUCGACGUUCUGGGAGUGCACGUCUCUGUCGUCUCUCGACACCUCGGGGAUGGGCUCCAGCUCCGGUUCGGCCUCGGGCUCCAGCAGUGCCUCCUCCUCCUCCGUCUCCUCCUCCACGCCGCUGUCGGCCUCCCGCUCGCACAAACGCUCGGUGUCGGUGGUGUCGAACUACUCGACCCUGUCGCUGCCGCUCUACAACCAGCAGGUGGACGACUGCUGCAUCAUCAGGGUGAGCCUGGACGUGGAGAACGGCAACAUGUACAAGAGCAUCCUGGUGACGAGUCAAGACAAGACCCCAGCGGUCAUCAGGAAGGCUAUGAUCAAACACAACCUGGAGCGAGAGAAAACCGAGGACUACGAGCUGAUGCAGAAAAUCUCUGAGGACAAAGAGCUUCGGAUCCCGGACAACGCCAACGUCUUCUACGCCAUGAACUCCACUGCCAACUACGACUUCGUGCUGAAGAAGCGCGGCCCGGCCCGGCCGGUGCGGGCCAAGACCGUGGCCAGCUCCACGCUGCCUCGCAUGAAGCAGAAAGGACUGAAAAUCGCCAAAGGGAUUUUCUGAGGGAGGGGAGCUCGCCACUUUCUGCCUCCUGCCCGCCGACCCCCGCUCCGGUCUCCGCCCCUCAGAGGAGACGCGUGGGGACAACCGGACCUGAAGUAUUUUGGUUGGGGCGAGGGCAGACACGAGACCUUUCUGUGGACUCGCAGGACGCAGUGGAGCACUUUAGCACUUCGCUGCAGCCGUCCUGGCUUCAGGACCCUCGGAGUCCAAGAAACACCGAGUUUGUUCCCGUUCAGCUGCAAGCUCAGGAAAACUGGACGCACGUGACGCCACUCGAGCUCUUCACCGGCGCCGACAGUUCGGUUUCCUCCGUUACGUUUUGUUUACAAUCGUUUACAUCAGCCGGUCAGUUCUUCGAACGAGGAGAUCUUUGCACCUUCAUUUUUUUUAACGCCCAGACUUUUCUGGCAGCCUUCGUCCUCGUCUCGUCCUCGUCCGUCUUCUUGCCCUCCGAACAAAGAGACAAACGCCGGGGAAGGCGCACGCACGUUUCCAGACGUCAGAAUGUGUUUCCGUCCGGCGCCUCAGCCGACCCGGCUCGAGGUCUCUGAGGCGCCGGCGGAGUUGGCGGGGCUGAAACUUUUCCUUCAUGUCCUGAACGCUAAAAAAGCACGAGACGUGGAGGGGACACCCAGCGGGCACAGCCAAAACGUCACACACACACACACACACACACACACACACACACACACACACACCCCACUGUUUCUGUUUUUAUUACCGACUCGUAACCACUACAUGGAGGACGAGGCGGCGGAUCGCCAGGACUGAAAACGAACCGAGUGUAAAUAUGAAGUCUCAUCUGUGCAGUUUGUUCUUUUUGAAUCGAACCGAGUGCUUUUUGUUCACGGACUCGUCACGUUAACGCCGUCUUUGCUUUGUACAUCCGUUCGCGUCUCCCUGCUCUCGUACGGCGCCGCUACUCGUCUUCAAAACGCUCUUCCUCUUCUCAGCCGCCAUGUUGGAAGGAAACUGAAACCUGCAAAUUAAAACCGGUUUCAGACUAAAAAAAACAACAUCUGCAGUUUUGGGCUGAAUGUUAAAGACAUUAAAUUAUUUUAAACAUUUGUAAAUAUAAGAAGAAUAUUAAAUAAAAAUUUGUUCUACGAAAACGGAAGGUUCUGGUCACAAAAAGGCAGAAAAAUUUAAAAUGUUUAACAGUUUUUUGUGUCUUUCCUGCUUUUCGUUUGAAGAUCUGCCUACUUAAUUUAAAUUAAU
This is a messenger RNA of Nematolebias whitei (Rio pearlfish), 3765 nucleotides long. RefSeq names its product ral guanine nucleotide dissociation stimulator. The transcript is spliced from 18 exons. NCBI's taxonomy places the organism in Eukaryota, Metazoa, Chordata, Actinopteri, Cyprinodontiformes, Rivulidae. Gene Ontology annotation, molecular function: guanyl-nucleotide exchange factor activity. Gene Ontology annotation, cellular component: plasma membrane. Gene Ontology annotation, biological process: positive regulation of GTPase activity; Ras protein signal transduction. The record is from RefSeq and is a predicted model, not a curated record. The coding region runs from base 1 to 2547 and encodes 848 amino acids.